GAGAUGUUGACCUAGGUUUGCACGAUAUGGACAUGACGUCCACUUUUGGGUUCAACUCCAUGGGCUGGUUUGACUUUGUUUAUAAUUUGAGCCCUUUGUCKYGUUCGGGARACAYCGAUGUGUCAAUUCUCGCUCCUUCUYUUAUUCUCUUCACUUUACUUGGYCUCUAUGGAUGUCUCUGAUUGURAUGGAGUCUGUCAUGUACUAGGCUAUAUGCCGAAUGAGUGUGCUGUCAGGCUAUGUAUGGACUCGUUAAUUGCUCGUUAAUUUGUGACUUCUGAUGAAUGUGCGAGUAUACUCAACUUCAUCUUAAGGAUUUAGAACCACCGUAGCAAUUAAACUACGUGUGCGUGACUCGUUUUUCCUGUCACUUAUUACGAUUUUAUGGUCUGUACUUCUGAUUGCGAGUUAGUAGUUUUGGCGGGGGUCCCAGGGAGAGAUGGUUGUUUUCAAUGUGGAUCUACGAAUCAUUGGGCUCGAGAGUGCCCCCAUCGUGGAUAUGGUUUUCGUCCACCUGUGACUGGCGCCAAUGCCAUUCCCACUGGCCCACUGCUUCUAACCUUACCUGCCCCUGGGGCAGCUUCGUCUUCCUCCGCCAACCACACCUCCACCUCUUUUGGUCCAUCCUCCUCUAAUCAGCGUUCAGGUAAUCAGAAUGUUGUCGGGUAUGGUCAACAGGCUCGGCCCAAUUGGUGGACACGUAAUCAAGAGCGUCUCGAUAAAGUGUACAACAAGUAUGUGGAAGACACUGAGCGGGAGGCAAAGAAGAAGGAGGAGGAGGCGAAAGAGAAGGCGAAGAAGGACGAGGAGGAGAAACUUUCGUCUUGGAGAAAGGAACGUGAGAAGUUUGAAGAGGCCAUGGGGGAACGGUUGGAAAAAAGGCUGGAUGUGUUAGGUAUAGGAAAGGGGAAGACAGUGGAUGCUGGGAGCGGGGAGUCAAGUAACGAGGAAGCACUUAGGUUGAGGAAAGAGAACGAGGACCUUAAGCGGAAGCUUAGCGAAGCGCUGUGUCCGAUUGGAGAGGAUCGGGUGUUAUAUCUGCAGAAUGAGGUAAUGGAGCUGCGUAAACAAGUCGGGGAGAAGAACGUCAACGAGGAUGUCAUCGUUGCACUCAAGGCUGAGAUUGGCGAGCUCAAGCAGACGGCCUUCAUGAAGACCAACUUUGAGCGUGAAAUUGCGGGUUUGCGGAAGGAGGUCAACCAGCUCCGUGAUCAGAAUGAGCGGGUCAUUGUGGAGGUUGGCCAAUGGAAGGAGCAGGCACUACGGCCUGGUAAUAAGCGUGGAAGUGUUGCUCUCCAGACGCCGGAUUGCUCCAAUCGGGGUUCUCCCAAGCCUCGAUGGACAGAUAAUGUGCGCGAAGAGGACAAGUGGAAAGCAGAAUAUAGGAACCUGCAAAGCCUCCAUCGUCUGGCUAACAUCGAAGUUGAGGCUCUAAAGGAAAAACGGGCGGAAGCGGAAGCUCGGAGGGCUGAAGCCGAGAAGCAAGUCAAAGCGUUGGAAGAGAAGAUGGGGAAAUUGAUGGCAAGUGGGGAGAAGGAUAAAGGGAAAAUGGCAUGCGGUACCAAUCUCAAGGAUCGUCUGGAGGAAGCUGCUAUUCGCUCUGCCAGAAAGGGUGUCAAGGCUACUCCCGGAAGAACGGGUGGUAAAUCUGCUUCAGUUUCCGCUCGUCCAAGUAAGGAACCUGGUCCAAGUCUGGCGACGACCACAAUUAAUGAUCGUGCCGAGUUCGUUGAAGAACAGAAGCGUCAACUACGGAUGCUGCGGAAGAUCGGCUUGGAGCCGCUUUGCAAAGAGGAAGGGGUUAAGUUGGGUAAAUUUGAGGAUACAAUUUGUGAUCUUGCGGAGGCACGGGCAAGAAAAGCCUUCGGCGAAAUCCAGGGUUCUCCAUCCAAACGUGAUGGGGAGGUACAGGAGGUGAGUGACGAUACCUCCAAGCGCUCCGGUGAUACCGAUGAGGAAGCGGAAAGCGCAAGCGUGGAGGCGCUGAAAAGGAUAAGUGAAGCUCGCUGCGUGCAGGGUUCCGCUGCUGGUGACGAGUUCGGGAACAGGCCAUGGGUAGAGAUAGACUCGCCAUUGGUGCUUGAGGUGAGGGGGGUGGAUGAGGGAGAGGUAAGGAGUGGGGGAGGGGGAGGGGGAGGGGGAGGAGGAGGAGGAGGAGGAGGAGGAGGUGGGGAAGGAGGAGGGGGAGGGAGCGGUGGUGAGGAAGGUGCAUUGGAGACAGAGGCAGCUCGCCACGGCGGUUCGCAAGGCACGUUCCGACAUCGCAUCUGCUCGGUGGAUUGCAGAGGAGAGGGGUAGGUGGAGUGUUGGGGAGGAGGGGGGGAGAGAGGGGGUGAGGGGGAGGAGGGAGGCCGGGAAGGGGGGAGGGAUGGCUGCAACGGUAGCGCCGCAAUGAAGCUUAGAAGCGCUA
Messenger RNA from Chara braunii, 2410 nucleotides. Lineage: Eukaryota; Viridiplantae; Streptophyta; Charophyceae; Charales; Characeae. The record is from the annotation of a GenBank genome assembly.